Carya illinoinensis is the source of this 938-nucleotide messenger RNA. RefSeq names its product mitochondrial fission 1 protein A-like. Gene Ontology annotation, biological process: peroxisome fission; autophagy of mitochondrion; mitochondrial fission. The transcript has 5 exons. NCBI's taxonomy places the organism in Eukaryota, Viridiplantae, Streptophyta, Magnoliopsida, Fagales, Juglandaceae. Gene Ontology annotation, cellular component: mitochondrial outer membrane; peroxisomal membrane. The record is from RefSeq and is a predicted model, not a curated record. The coding region runs from base 217 to 696 and encodes 159 amino acids. Gene Ontology annotation, molecular function: protein binding.
UACUCUAUCCUCCUCCAGCAGUGUUUUAGUUUUCAAAGCUGAAAACUACAAAAUGCCCGUCGGCGACGACUCCGUCCCUAAUUUCUCCUCCGACGGCGACGACAUACCCUGGUGCGACCACGACUUCGUCAUUGUAAGCUCUAUCUUUUGGUGCAUCGUAUGAUAGAGUUAAGAACUGCUCAACAUUUUGAUGCAUAAUUCAGCCCCUCCUUUGGAAUGUAUCAUAGCUGUGAGAGAGCGGUUGCUGAGGCUAAAGAAGGUUCCUCUGAUGAUUUUUUGCAAAAAUGGAUCCUGAGUUUAUUAUGGGCUCUUGUUCACUCUAGACGACUUAAAGAUGUAAAACGUGGGAUAGAAAUGCUUGAAGCUUCUUUGGCCCGUACCAACAGCUCUCUGCCAAAAAAAGGCCAGCUUUAUCUUCUCGCUGUUGGGUAUUACAGAAGUGUUGACUACAUGACGAGUCGGUACUUCGUGGAUGAAUGCUUAAUGAUUGCACCCGAUUGGAGACGGGCGCAGGCCCUUAAGAAAACAGUUGAAGAUCGGAUCAAAGAUCUUCAAGGUGACGACACUGGCAUAGGCACUGUUGCAGCUGGCAUUGCUGCAGCUGGCAUUGUUGUAGCUGGCAUUGCUGUAGCUGGUGUCGCUGGUGUCGCAGUGGUUGCUGGUUGGAUUGCUGCAGCACUGACCAGGAAGAAGUGAUCCAAUUCUAUUUGAGUUCACCUCGUUGCUAUAAGUUUAUAUGAACAUGUUUAAUCCUCCAAUCCUGCUACCUGGCUAUCAUGUUUUAUUUAUAAGUUGAAAAAUUGAAAUGGUCUUUAUUAAAAAAUUUUACCAGAGAGAUGUAGAAACUGCACAAGUCUUUACCUGACUUGGUUUGUUAUACAAUAUGUUGAUGUACAUGGAAGAUGUAAUGUUAUGGGUAAGUCGGUUUAACUUGUUCA